GGGCCAACUGUCUUUAUUAUGUCGCUGUUAUAUUAGAUUUAAUAUGCAUUAGCAUUACCAUUGGCCAUAUUUACAAAGCAAUUUGCCACCGUGAUAAAUUACCAUGCUUUUUUCGAACAAUAUUAAAAUAAAUAACGAGCUCCUACAUGCAUUUUAGUAGUGUUUGUUUGCUAGUUCUGUAACACUAAAAGCAUAACAAGCCACCUCUUCCAGGUUAUCACACAAAUAACAUGUACUACAUUUGUAACAGUAGUUUUAGAAUCUCAUUGGCGGUCUUUAGAAUUUAAGCCGAGUGGGAAACGAUAAACAAAGUAUUAUUCCGUAUUGUCCGCUUCAUUCCUGAGAGGAAAGAGUUGUGUUUUGGUCUGCAGCAGGCAUGUGAUGAUGAAGACCCUUCAUUGAAGAUCGCCACAAAGAAGUAGAUCUGAGGGUGUGGAUAUUACAGUAUAACACUUUUUGGUUUGGUCUGUGCAAAAGCUGAAAAAACAGUCCUUUCUGUACGACAAAAGCCAAACUGGGAUGGCCCAGUGCCAUACCGCAUUCUUGCUGAAUAGUGAGGAAAGGUAAAGUCGAAUCAGCAACGAAACGGGACUAAGGGAUCUCAACAGAACGAAUCACGUCCAAGCAAUGACUGGGUUCUACUGACAUAUGUAUUCGCAGAGAGUGAAGUCUGGCAAAGACAAAGUUCCCGAGCGGUCGCCUAUGAUGGAGGGUGGUAUGCAGCUCCUCAACAGGGAUGGUCACAGCAUCUCACACAACUCCAAGCGGCACUACCACGACUCCUUCGUGUCCAUGAAUAGGAUGCGGCAGCGGGGAGUGCUGUGUGACAUCGUGCUGCACGUGGGGGCCAAGGAGAUCAAGGCACACAAGGUGGUGCUAGCGUCUUGUAGCCCUUAUUUCCAUGCAAUGUUUACAAACGAGAUGUCAGAAAGUCGACAGACCCAUGUGACUUUACAUGACAUCGACCCGCAGGCCCUGGAGCAGCUGGUGCAGUAUGCCUACACGGCGGAAAUCGUGGUUGGAGAGGGAAAUGUACAGACUCUUCUACCUGCUGCCAGCCUCCUUCAGCUCAAUGGAGUCCGGGACGCUUGCAGUAAGUUCCUCCUCAGCCAGCUGGACCCUUCUAACUGCCUUGGCAUCCGGAGCUUCGCGGAUACACACUCCUGCAGCGACCUGCUCAAGUCGGCUCACAAGUACGUCCUUCAGCAUUUUGUGGAGGUCUCCAAGACAGAGGAGUUCAUGCUGCUGCCACUUAAACAGGUGCUUGAUCUGAUCUCCAGUGACAACCUGAAUGUCCCUUCGGAGGAGGAAGUGUAUCGGGCUGUGCUCUGCUGGGUUAAACAUGACAUCGACAGCAGAAGGCAGCAUGUACCCCGGCUGAUGAAGUGUGUGCGGCUGCCCUUGCUGACUCGGGACUUCCUUAUGAGCCACGUGGACACAGAGCUCUUGGUGAGGCAUCACUCCGAGUGCAAGGACCUGCUGAUAGAGGCUCUCAAGUACCACCUGAUGCCCGAGCAGAGGGGGGUGCUGAGCAACAGCAGGACCAGGCCGAGGAGGUGUGAAGGAGCCAGCCCUGUGCUGUUCGCUGUCGGGUUGUGCUCUGCAGGUGGGGGCAGCCUGUUUGCCAUUCACGGCGACUGCGAGGCCUAUGACACCAGAACAGACAGAUGGCACAUGGUGGCAUCCAUGUCCACCAGGAGAGCUAGAGUGGGUGUCGCUGCCAUAGGGAACAAGCUGUAUGCUGUGGGAGGAUACGAUGGUACUUCUGACUUGGCUACUGUGGAGUCAUAUGACCCUGUUACCAACUCAUGGCAGCCUGAGGUUUCUAUGGGAACCAGACGCAGCUGCCUGGGUGUAGCAGUGCUACAUGGCCUACUGUAUGCUGCUGGAGGGUAUGAUGGAGCAUCAUGUUUAAACAGUGCAGAGAGAUAUGACCCUCUCACAGGUACCUGGACAUCUAUUGCUGCUAUGAGCACCAGAAGAAGAUACGUCCGGGUGGCAACGUUAGAUGGGAAUCUCUAUGCUGUGGGAGGAUAUGACAGCUCUUCUCACUUAGCAACAGUAGAAAAAUACGAUCCACAGACAAACACAUGGACCUCCAUUGCUAACAUGCUGAGUCGCAGGAGCAGUGCUGGGGUUGCCGUGCUGGAGGGGAUGCUGUACGUAGCUGGAGGGAAUGAUGGGACAAGCUGCCUCAACUCUGUGGAGAGAUACAACCCCAAAACAAACACCUGGGAGAGCGUGGCUCCAAUGAAUAUCAGAAGAAGCACCCAUGAUCUUGUAGCGAUGGACGGAUGGCUCUACGCCGUGGGUGGCAAUGAUGGGAGCUCGAGCCUCAACUCCAUCGAGAAGUACAACCCGCGCACCAACAAGUGGGUCGCUGCCUCCUGCAUGUUCACCCGGAGGAGCAGCGUCGGGGUGGCUGUGCUGGAACUCUUAAACUUCCCCCCUCCAUCCUCUCCCACCCUCUCGGUGUCUUCAACAAGCCUUUGACAAAGAAUGAAGUCUCGCCUUACCUCUGCCGGACUCCAGUGUCUGUCAAAGAGAAGGAACUGCACAGUGUGACCCUGGAAGAAGCCAGGGCCUGCUGUCUGGGUUUACUCACAGCGCUGUUUCAGCAAAAAGAAACUCAAGCGCUCUGCGGGCAACUGGGAAAAAAAAGCUGUCCCUCACACAAACACUGCCACUUGACUGUGGUCAUCAUAUGUAUCAUAAUUACAUGUACUGUAGUCCUGAAUUGCUUAGUUUUAGUCGAAGAGUAAAUGGAUGGUUUACUUAGGGAUGUGCCAGGUUGACUUUUUCUGCCGUGCAUGUGUACUGGAAUUUUGUCUUUCUGGCAGUUGUAAGCGGCAGUACUACUGAGCUCCAGUAGGGGGAGACAUUGCACACUGUGGUUGACUUGUUGUGAAACAGACUUGGUUUUUCAGACGAAGGCCGAUGCUAGUUUCGAAAAAAGAUAACAUUUUCUCAGUUCAGUCACCGAUUAGGGAUAUUAAGGCAUUCGCCAAGCAGCAAAGGGACCGCAGAGACUUCCGUUCGGCUGUUCGACAAAGUUAAUAACAAACUGAUUGAAUGAUUUACCAGGAAGUAAGCGUGCCAACUUCUUUUGCUUCUUUCUUUACAGUCCCAACCAGGAUCCCGCGUAGUUCCUACUUUUAAAAAGAUGUAAACAUCUACCAAAAAUCUAAAUAUAACAAACUGUAUUGAGGGCGGAGACCAAACAUACGGCUGUGUGCUUAACACUAGCACACUCUGGGAUCGUGAGACUUGAGAGGUCUAGAUCCUCUAUAAAUUUUCACCCAUAAUGAAUCUAUUUGCAUACAUCUGAGACAAGGAAUAUGGUGCAGCAGCAAACACUAAACAGUUAUACUCUGUAAAAAAAAAAGUAGAUUAAAGCAAGGUGAUUUGAGACAUAUGUUUUCUUAAGUAUUUUCAUGUAUUUAUUUAAUAAUAUUAUUAGUGUUAACGGGACAAAGUCCUUAAUAAUAAACCACCCCACUGUCAAUGCUGUCCUGGAGAGUGUCCCAUAACCUACAGCUAAAUUCGUUCAUUUGAAAAUGUCCAGUGUCCAUUAGCUUUUAGGAUGUUACUCUUCAAUGCUGAAUGAAACACAGGCACGCAAGUAAAAUACUAAAACGAACACCACCUGUGAUUGAAGAUGUACCGACAGUCUCACCGCUAUCACAGGUUUAGUUUCUUGGUAUAAGGAUAUCGGUGGAAACAUUAAAAUAUAAUCCUGGGCUUCGUCAGAUAACUGAUGAAACUGCUGGACAAUGUUAAGUUUGUGUGCAUCUCUCCCUGUUGCAAAUCCAUACCCAUAACGUGAAUGGUUCAUUUUGACACUUUCACGGAUACAGGCUCACUGAAAGUUUUGUCGUUGUUGUUGUAAUUGUUGGAAGUUGCUUGUUUUCUCCAGAUAUAUGAUUUCUAAGCUGUUGCUGCAGUAGCUCCGCUGUGAGUCCACCCCCUCUUUGGUGGUUUAAUACUGUAAAUGUACGUCUCUGUUGGUGUCUGGUAUCCUCUUGGAUGCAGGGUAAUAACUCUGUUGAGGGUAUUAAAGCUCAAUCAGACUCUCUAGUAUCUCAACAAUAGGUCCAGAUGGGCUCGCGCUUCUUUUAAAAGGAGAAAAACCAAAGCGAAAGGGCCAUGAGGUCAACUAACGUGACAAAAACAACACAAGGGGGUCAACUGCCAGGGUCUGCUGUCUUUAUGCUUCAAGGAGGCCAUGACAGCAGAUUGCACUAUGCGUAUAUAGACCCCUUUGACCUGCAAGGUAUUUAUAUAGUAUGCACUGUGAACGACUUGGUUCACACCCUGUCUGCCUGUGUUUAAUGGACAGGAAUACAAUGCACCCUGGGGUAUUAAUGAAUGUGUUCUCUUGAAAAUGCUAAAUAUUCCCAGUGGAAAGAUAUGAAGCAACACCAAUAGGAUGUUAACCCACUUGUUUGAAUGUUAUGCAACUACCGAAGGGCCACAGCAUGUGAAGUAUCGUGCAGGUGAGAAACGAAAGAAACAAAGUGAGAAUUUCCCAGUCCUGAAACCGUUCUCCUCUGUAAGUGAGUAUGAAGCAAUGUAUCAUAAUAACAGUGUUCACUUCGGAGUUUCUGGAACCACACUAUACUGUAAGAAUAUGACUGUAAAGUCCAAGGUUUAGUGAUUCAAAACAGUAUUUCAGAUAAGACAUUCCAGGCAUCAACAGAUAUCCACCAUGACUUUGUUCAUGUUUUUACAGUGCUUAUAGCAGAUAUUUCAAAUGUAUGUAACUUGGGUUCAUUAGGACUGUAAACAUCUAAGAAGUUGCGUUUUGCUUUGUUUCAGUAUUUCUCUUUCCCUUAUACUACUUACAAGGUGAAGAAAGCAUUGGCCACAAAAUGCUCAGACAUGCCCAGGACUGGUAUUAGAUUAUUUUUUUAAUGUAUUACUAAGUUUGAGCACUAAGUGGAACUGUCAGUUUUUUUAUUAUUCAGGUUCAUAUUGCAUCUUGGAAGAAUGAAGUGCAAAGACAUUUUAUUUGUGAAAAAAACAGCUGAGGAGAAGUUUGCUUGAUAUGGAUGUAAAUGUAACUUCUUAAGUUUAUAUUUUGUUUCCUGUUAUUACAUGUGAACUGUAAUGUUUAUUUAUAUGUAAGUUAUGUUGAACAUAUUUAUGUGAAAUCCUUUCAUGAUUUUUGCAGUACAGUUAAGAAAAGCAAUACACUCUGAUGUGUAAAAUAAAACAUGUUUUUUUUUUCAUG
Acipenser ruthenus (sterlet) is the source of this 5233-nucleotide messenger RNA. RefSeq names its product kelch-like protein 17. Gene Ontology annotation, molecular function: protein binding. NCBI's taxonomy places the organism in Eukaryota, Metazoa, Chordata, Actinopteri, Acipenseriformes, Acipenseridae. The record is from RefSeq and is a predicted model, not a curated record. The coding region runs from base 649 to 2493 and encodes 614 amino acids. The transcript is spliced from 13 exons.